AGCCGGAAGUGAGGUGGCUGCCACUGAACGAGCCAAAGAUAAACACGUAGCUAGUCGAACAGCGACGAGGAUAAGUCUUAUUGAGCGGCUUUUAAGCGAAACAGUCGAAAUGAAGUAGCCGGUGAAUACAAACAGAUAUUACCAGGGAGAGGACAACCGUCGGACCGACAGAGGAGCGAGUCGUUCGCAGACAUUAAGGCGUAUCUACUGCUGUUUCUAAAAUGGUACGAGCAGCCUUGGUGACUGUCACCAGUCUGGCACUGACUGGGGCAGUGGUGGCACACGCCUAUCUACUAAAGCACCAGUUCUAUCCCACUGUGGUCUACCUCACUAAGAGCAGCCCCAGCAUGGCGGUGUUGUACAUACAGGCCUUUGUGCUGGUGUUUCUGCUGGGAAAGUUCAUGAGAAAGGUCUUUUUUGGACAGCUUAGGGCAGCAGAAAUGGAGCAUCUGAUCGAGCGUUCGUGGUACGCGGUCACUGAGACCUGUCUGGCAUUCACUGUGUUCAGAGAUGACUUCUCUCCUCGCUUUGUUGCCCUCUUCACACUCCUGCUCUUCCUCAAGUGCUUCCACUGGCUGGCUGAGGACCGGGUGGACUUUAUGGAACGAAGUCCUAACAUCUCCUGGAUUUUUCACAUCAGAGUGUUGUCUCUGAUGGGACUGCUGGCUGUCCUGGACUUCCUGUUUGUCAACCAUGCGUGUCACAGCAUCAUCACCAGAGGAGCAUCUGUUCAGCUUGUUUUUGGAUUUGAGUAUGCCAUCCUGAUGACCAUGGUGCUGACGGUCUUCAUCAAGUACAUACUGCACACUGUUGACCUGCAGAGUGAAAAUCCCUGGGACAACAAGGCCGUCUAUAUGCUCUACACGGAGCUCUUCACAGGGUUUAUAGUCAUAUUUUUGUAUUCUUUCCCAAAAAUAUUUGUCAUUCAAUAUGGUUUGUUUUUUUUAAACCUGACCAGGCAAUUCAAGAAAGCUGUAACAGAUGCGAUAAUGUCUCGAAGAGCUAUUCGCAACAUGAAUACACUAUACCCUGAUGCCACCCCUGAGGACCUGCAGGCUUCUGACAACGUCUGCAUCAUUUGUCGGGAGGAGAUGGUCACCGGAGCCAAGAAGCUGCCAUGUAAUCACAUCUUUCACUCCAGCUGCCUGCGUUCCUGGUUCCAAAGACAGCAGACUUGUCCGACCUGUCGUAUGGACGUCCUCCGGGCCACCAACAACAACCAGACUCCUGCUCCAGCCCAGGCUCCACCUCCGGCUCCAGCAGCACCUGCUAACGCGGCUGCUAAUGCCGCACCUCCAAACGUGGCUCCAGGCAUGUUACCAGCCUUCCCACCGGGCAUGUUCCCAUUCUGGGGACCCUUUCCUGCAGUGCCUCCCCCUCACGCCCCUCCUCCCGGUGCUGCUGCAGCAGCUGAAGCUCCUGGUGCUCCUCAUGCUCCUCAAAACGGCACAGAAGCCACACAAGGAGCAGGUAGCAGCCAGCUCACAUCAUCUGCGGCCGACACCUCCACGGCAGCCCCGGCUCCAGGAACGGGCUUCCCGGGAUUCCCGUUCUCCUUCCCUCCUCCUCCCUUCCCUACUGCACCCUGGCUGCCCAUGCCACCCCCUCCUCCUCCUUUUGUAUCGUCGAUGCCUCCCCCUCCUCCUUCUCUGUCCCAGAUGUCUGAGGAGGAGUUGAGGGAGUUGGAGGCCGAAGGCCGCCGUGGCCUUGAAGCCAGGCUUCAGUGUCUCCAAAACAUCCACACCCUGCUGGACGCCGCCAUGCUGAACAUCCACCACUACCUCAGCACUGUUGCCACGCUCACGCCUCCUCCAACUCAGAGCAGCACCGGAGAAACCAGUGGCACCAACAACACGGCCUCGUCCUCCGCAGCUGACAGCGGCAGAACUGAGGGUGCAGCUCAGGAGGAGGAGGACGCCGCCAGCUGUGAGAACAUAAACGGUGCCGCAGCCUCGUCUCCACCGGAUGUCUCCACACUCACUGCCUCGGAAGGUGAAGGAGAGACAGAAGGGAUGGAGGAACACGCGGUAGGGGACGGGGAACCAAACACUGCCGAACUUCGGCGUCGCCGCCUUCGCAAGCUGGAGUCGGGGUCGUCAUCGUCACCCCCCGUAGACAACUGAUCAGUGAGUUCUGGCUUUGGACCAACAGGAACUGAAUGUUGUUGGAUCUUCUGUUCGGUCUUUUUUUUUUCCUUUUCCUCUGUUUCUCGCUGCUCUUGCCUUCCGCCGACUCAGGUCUUCGAACUGCGCAGUUGAGACUCUGGAUCCUUUAGCAAUCGUGAUAUCAAAGCAAUAUCACACUUUUGUUUCAUGACCUUCAAGCCAGGGUCGGAAGAAGAACUCUUCAGUCCAUGUGUUGAGAGAAGGUGUUUGGGUUCGUGUAGUAGUUCACUGUUGGUGACAUCGUGGUCGUCCACUCGGCUCUUUUUUCAAACUCGGUCCGGUCUAUAAAACAACAUCUUGUUACACAGAAAAACCGAGGCUACGUUCACACUGCAGGUCUUGUUACUCAGUUGUUUUUUUUUUGUUGUUCACGUCAUAGUUUUACAUGUUAAACCUUCGUCAGACUCCAGAGUGAAGAGUCUACAACUCUGCGAGUGACCCACAUUUACACAAGUUCAUAUGGAUGUUACACUCUCCACACGGCUGGGUCUGCCACAGACCACUCUUCCUGGAUGUGUCCACAUGAAUGCAGACCUCUGGGGACUAAAGCCCAAUGACAUCAUCCUUCCUGAUCGUUGGGAUGAUCAUCCAGACUGAAGUCACUUUGGAUCUGAUUUAGGACCACAUGUGAAAGUGGCCUCAGUCAGAUUUGAGAAGAAGUAGGAUUAGUGGUGUAAACACCAUAACGUGGGUAAAUAAAUCAGACAUGGGUCACGUGUGGGUUGGUAAAUGUUUGCGUUAGUUUUUUUGUUUGUUUUUUUGUUGCCUGAGGUGUGAACAUCGCUUUAGUUUAAGUUCAAAUUGAAACUAAAGAAUAGAGUUAAUAUACUGUAGAAUAAAUCAUCAUGCAAUUCAACACAUUCAUAUAUUUUCUGAUCUUUUUCAACGAUUCUCUGAAUCCUGGAACUCGCUCCAAAAAUGGUUGUAAAAUAAGUAGCUGCAUCUUUUUUUCUUUUUUUUUUUAAAUUUGCUUUUACUUCCAACCUUCUCCAUUCUUCAGUUUCUCAUCACUGUAUCUGCAGAUGGUGUGACAUACAGAGCUAUUUGAAUGUGUACAUACUGUAUAGACUUUUAAUAGGAUGAUCUGUACAUAAUGCAAAAUAAAAAACACUUUGAAACAAGUGUGGCGACGACA
Molecule: messenger RNA, 3300 nt
Organism: Cynoglossus semilaevis (tongue sole)
Lineage: Eukaryota; Metazoa; Chordata; Actinopteri; Pleuronectiformes; Cynoglossidae
Gene: syvn1
Product: synovial apoptosis inhibitor 1, synoviolin
Biological process (GO): proteasome-mediated ubiquitin-dependent protein catabolic process; ERAD pathway
Cellular component (GO): endomembrane system
Molecular function (GO): ubiquitin protein ligase activity
Source: RefSeq, a predicted model, not a curated record